Molecule: messenger RNA, 1945 nt
Organism: Exophiala mesophila
Lineage: Eukaryota; Fungi; Ascomycota; Eurotiomycetes; Chaetothyriales; Herpotrichiellaceae
Exons: 2
Coding region: 490-1875 (461 amino acids)
Molecular function (GO): O-methyltransferase activity
Source: RefSeq, a predicted model, not a curated record
UGAGAAUCCCAUCGUCUUAGGAGAUCAGAGGCAAAACAGCCCUCAUCGAUGCUCGAAAGAGGCCAUCAUAUCUAUCAAAAAUUCAACAACAGCCUCCAUCCAACUUGACCAUCACCAUAUCCUUCUCCUCACCGGCUUUCAUCCACCGGUGGAGCAUCUCCAAAUUCCGCCAGGUCGCUUAUCUCAAACCCCUCGGCCGAGCUACUGCAGUGAUGAGCUGUCAUCUCUUGCUAGUCAUGAAACUCAAUAUUCACCACAGAUGCCUUUGGCCAGGUAAACAUUGGCACCGAGGUGGGUAGAAGAGAGAAACAUUAAUCCAAAGGUCUCGUUGAAAGUAAAACUACUCCUUAUCCUCCCUAUAAAACCAUCCCACCCCUAGCCCCGCACUCACCGAGUUCGUGAUAGCCCAAGUCUUGACGAUAGUCUUAUCAACAUCACCAGUGUCACUAUCAUCCAGUCUUCUCUACUACCGUCCUCACCACCGCCACUAUGCUGGACAACAACGAGCAAGACCUCGAGCGACUCGCCGAAAUAUGUCUCUCCACGGCCAAACAAAUCAAGGAAUACCUGGCCGCCAACAACCACCCUCCCAUGACCUUUGAUCAGAAUGGCCCUGCCUUCUUCCCCCCUACCAGUCCGCCAGACAUUCAAAUGGCCCGUAUGGAUCUAUGUACUGCGGCCAAACGACUCUAUGACCUCGCAGCAGGACCCGACGAAGUCGUCACCUUCAACACCUACAAUAUAGUCCAUGACCUCAACGCCUUCCGCUACGUCAACUACUACAAAAUCGCCGAAGCCGUCCCCCUCGAUUCGACCAUCAGCUACACCACCCUCGCCGAGAAACUCAACCUCUCAGCCACGCAACUCCGGCAAAUGCUCCGCCAACUAAUCCAAAUCCACGUGUUUUCCGAACCCACACCAAACCAAGUCUCGCACACCGCGAGCUCCAAACUCCUCAUCACACACGCUGGAGUCGGGGCAUUCAACGCCUUCACCACCCUCGACACCGUGCCCAUGGCGGCGCAACAAAUCGAAGCCCUCGAACACUUUGGCCAUGGAAACGUCCACCCCAACCAAGGCGGAUUGAAUUACGCAUGUAAAACCGAUCUUGCCAUGUACAACUACUACGAAACCCAACCUGCCGUCCGCCAACGUUUCAGCACAUUGAUGACCUACGUCAGUUCCUUCCCGGCCAUGAGCAAUCGCCACGCCGUUCGCGGCUACGACUGGUCCUCCCUUCCCCAGGGUAGCACCGUCGUCGACAUCGCCGGCAACGUCGGCCACACCAUGGUCCCCAUCGCCGAAGCCCACCCCAACAUCAAAUUCAUCGUUCAAGACCUACCGAAAAUCGUGGCUCGCGCGACCGAUCCCAGCACAAAUGUGAUUCCAGAACCACUACGCGAUCGAUUCACGUUUCAGGAACAUGAUUUCAACACACCACAACCGGUGGUGGGUGCCGAGGUUUAUUUCUUAAGGAUGAUUAUGCAUGAUUAUAGUGAUCCGUAUUGUUCGAGGAUUUUACGGCAGAUUGUGCCGGCGAUGAAGAAGGAAAGUCGGAUUGUUAUCAUGGAUCAGGUUUCGCCGCCGGUGGGGUUGUUGCCAGCGAAAAUCGAGAGGAUUAUGAGGACCCAGGAUUUGCAAAUGAUGUUGCUGACGAAUGCGAGGGAGAGGGAUUUGGAUGAGUGGAAGAAGUUGAUUGCGGAUGUGGUUGGCGGUGGUGAUGAUGAUGAUGGGAAGGAGAAGGAUGAUUCUGCUGGUGAGGGUAAGGGUGCUGCGUCGGAUGCAACUCCUGUCCCCCUUGAGAUUAAGAAUGUCGUUACUCCUCCUGGAAGUACCAUGAGUCUUAUCGAGGUUGGGUUUGUUGGUCAGCCGUGAAGAGUACAUACAUUUAUAGUUCUAGCAAGCAAUUAGUCACACACGAGAAAAUAACAACUACAUGAGUCUG